UAUUUUUUAAAAUGUGUCCGAGUAAUCGGUGGUAUAUUGCAAAACGUAGAGUGCGGUCACACUGCCGCUGCGAUUGUUUUGGUUUUGGUUAAAAAUGAGCAAUAUUUACAUCCAAGAACCGCCCACGUCGGGAAAGGUCCUUCUAAAGACCACUGUGGGCGACAUAGACAUCGAGUUGUGGGCACGGGAAUGUCCGAAGGCGUGCCGCAACUUCGUGCAACUCUGCCUAGAGGGCUACUACAAGAAUACUGAAUUCCACCGGCUGGUCAAGGGCUUUAUUGUCCAAGGAGGCGAUCCAAAUGGCGACGGCACCGGCGGCGAGUCCAUAUACGGGCAGCCCUUUAAGGAUGAGUUUCACUCCCGACUCCGGUACACGCGUCGCGGCCUUGUGGGAAUGGCAAAUUCUGGAAAGGAUGACAACGGCUCCCAGUUCUUCUUUACAUUCGCUCCGACGCCGGAACUGCAGAAUAAGAACACGCUUUUUGGGAAGAUCACCGGCGACACCAUCUACAACAUGCUCAAGUUGGAGGAAGGCAUUGUUGAUCACCAGGAACGACCGAUGCACGCCCAUCGCAUCGUUUCUACGGAGGUCCUCUCCAACCCAUUCGAUGAUAUUGUUCCUCGUAUUCUGGCCCAGCCAUCCACGAAGAGCAAAAAGAGCAAGAAGGAGCGACAAGGAGUCAAAAACUUUGGCCUGCUCUCCUUUGGCGAAGAAGCCGAAGGUGAUGAGGAGGAGACCAACGUUUAUGUUAAACAGAACGCCGGUAAGGCGAAAUCCCUGCACGAUGUCACGGAUGAUCCCAAACUGAGCAAGGAGCCCAUUCGUGUGCCCAAAGUAGAAAAGGAAGAAAAAAUCGAGGAGCACUUGUCCGACGAUUGUCCUGAGGACAGUGUCAAGGAAAAACCCUCCAAUGCUAGUUCGGAUCUCAUCAAAAUGAAACUGUCUAAGCGAUCAAAGAGUGGGCCAGACAAGAAAGCUCAGCCAGUUGAGGAAAAGACUGAUUCUGACGAUGACGAGGAUGUUUUGUUGACUCGGGAGGAGGAACAAAGUCGGAAAGUCUCGGAGGAAAAAUCCAAGAUCCGUGAGGAAAUCGCUUCUCUUAAAAAGCAGUAUCAAAUGGAUAAGCAAAGCAAAGACAAGCUGGUUAGUGGACAAGAGAAAGCUGCAAAAUCCUCCGAAAUCAAGGGGUCUAGCGAAAACCAUUACAUUAACGAUUUUAUAGAGUCUAAGGAGAAGUACACCGCCAAAGUAAAGCUUCAACCAAAAGGACAGUCAAGAGAGGCAUUUACACUGAGCCUACUCUCGAAAUUCCGAACGAAAUUGGACAACUUGAAGCAAAAGUCAAGCUCUGAUGAUGUCGAAUCGGAAGCGAAGGAUAUUGACGAUCGCGUAGUAGAACAGGAAAUAAUCGGCGACGAUUGGCUGUCGCACACCUUAAACUUUAAUAGUUCGACUCCAGUUUUGGCUAAAGAUGCCAAUAAAAAGGGUGACGAUUGGUACGAUGCCUACGAUCCACGAAAUCCUCUUAAUAAACGUAAACGGGGCGAAACUGGCUCUAGCAAAUCUAGUUCGGGAAAAUCAAAAAGCAGUAAGCGUGACUAAUAAAGAAAAAUACAAAAAUAA
Molecule: messenger RNA, 1624 nt
Organism: Drosophila erecta
Lineage: Eukaryota; Metazoa; Arthropoda; Insecta; Diptera; Drosophilidae
Product: spliceosome-associated protein CWC27 homolog
Exons: 4
Coding region: 95-1603 (502 amino acids)
Biological process (GO): protein peptidyl-prolyl isomerization; protein folding
Cellular component (GO): catalytic step 2 spliceosome
Molecular function (GO): peptidyl-prolyl cis-trans isomerase activity
Source: RefSeq, a predicted model, not a curated record